Kalmanozyma brasiliensis GHG001 is the source of this 3837-nucleotide messenger RNA. RefSeq names its product Ankyrin repeat-containing domain protein. NCBI's taxonomy places the organism in Eukaryota, Fungi, Basidiomycota, Ustilaginomycetes, Ustilaginales. The record is from RefSeq and is a predicted model, not a curated record. Gene Ontology annotation, molecular function: GTPase binding. The transcript has a single exon. The coding region runs from base 1 to 3837 and encodes 1278 amino acids.
AUGGCGGCCUCAGCUGUGCCUUCAGCGAGCGCGCAGAUCAGCUCUCAGGCUCAGACGUCACAUGUCGUCGAAGAGCAUACCGAUCAGCAUCAGGACGCGAAUCAUGGCGAAUUCAGCAAGCACGCCGUCACCGCCGACAUGGACCUCAGCAUCGUCCAAGACCCCAUCUUGGAAAUGUGCCCGUCUCUCGAUAUUCUGCAGCAUAUCGUGCAGUCCACGUCUCUUGAUCUCAAAGUCAAGAAGGCCAAGCUCAGCAGUGCUCUCCUACGUGCUGCAAGCAACGGAGACAUCGACAUGCUAUCUUGGCUACUUGACCGAAAAGCAGAAGCCAGGCCUAUCAUUGCCGCCGGCUCGAAUCGCACAAAUUCGCGCGGCACACCUGACGUCUCGUUUCAGGAGCUGCGCGAUGAAGAAGGCUCCGGUCCCGUCGUGCUCGCGACGUGUGCAGGCCACAUCGACGCCGUCACCGUCCUCAUCAUCAAUGGUGCAGAGGUGGAUGAAAGGGAUGCCAGCGGAUGGACCCCUUUGAUGUGGGCCAUAAACAGCUCCCAUCUUCCCCUCGCCAGCUUCUUGCUCAGUCGCGGCGCUGAUGUCGACGCCAAAAGCACCAAGGGUACCACCUGCGAGGACUUCAUCCUGUCGGCUGCUCCAGAGGCAGCUACCUCUGCACCAUCUUUGGGCGGGCAGGACGGACUACAAGACGCUUCCAGGCCUGCCUCUAGCGAGCAAGAAGCAAUAGCCGACCUCAUCUACGAGCAUCAGCGCUAUCUUUCGGUACAGCAGUCCGCUGCACAGCGCCUGAACAACCUCUUUCUCGACAAUUCGCCCGAUCGUACUAAGCCGACCACCUCAGACAGCGGAAGGAAAAGCAGCAACCCCAGCCCGACGCGCUCUCAGCGACCCUCGACUCCAUCCUCAUCUAGCCCGCUCAAGCCUGGUCAUUCGAGGACCAGCUCGCAACUCACACAGCGAAGGCUCGUCGGGCGCUAUGAGAGGGCACACCUUGCAGAGCAGAAGAACAGACAACAAGAGCUCAGCGAUGCUCGCAAGAGCGCAUUGGCAGACAUUGCUACGCUCCUCGAACUCGAUCUCGAUACACUGAUUGGCGAGCCCAGCACAGCGGACAGUGCAUCAGGCUCCACCGCGGACGGACAUGCUGGACCUUCGACAUUUGCUCGUCGCAGGCGAAGAGGCGCCGCCAAGACAGUGCAUGCAGAUCUGGCGUCAGGAUGUGGUGCGGCUGAAGUCGGUGCUGACCUUCUCUCGGUCGAGUUUGACUGGAAGAGGGUUCGCCACGACCAGAUGCUCGUCUUUGGUUCCAACGAUCUGGAACCUUUGCUCGGCAUGCUCAUCUCCAACAUGAAGCCGGUCAGGGCACCUUGGACGUCUCGCGCAGCUCCCGCUAAUGUGGUCUUCCUUUGCGCACGAUACGCAUGUUUCCUCCACGACGAGGAUCUGCUAGAAGAGCUCUUCCUCGGCGUCAUCGACCGGAUCGAAGGCGUGAUCUACUCGCAUCCUACCGAUAUGGCGUUUCUCGCCUUCUGGCUCUCCAAUUGUUGCCUUCUCCAUUACUAUAUGGACAAAGAUCGCACGCUUCGCAAGUCGAGCUCGGUCAAGGAGUAUCGCGGUCUGCUCGCAGACCUACUCAACGAGAUCAUAGUCUUCAUCAUUCGAGAUGCGGAGCGACGGAUCGACAAGGUCCUUGACGCGGCCAUGCUGGACCACGAAGCCAUUCCAGGGCUUGAGGAGCCCCGCUUCGAGGGAGAGUGGAAGUUCAUGAAGACACUUGCGGGCAGUGUCAAGGGGAUAGGCCAGAGCGGCUCCAUCUCGCAAGGCAUGACAGCAAGCCCGAGCUCUCGCAGACCUAUCAGCCAGAUCUUCGGGACAGGUCGCGCGGCUGAUACCCCGCCAAUCAGUCGCAAUCAAAGCGGCAACAGUUCCGAGGAAGCGACCCUGCCGUCCUCUCCCUCUCUUGGCGGUAGUGGUCGGCCAUCGAAUCUCUUCGGCCCCGCGACUAUUGGCCAUUCAGGCUUUCGCACUCCAGGCGGUGACAGCUCUCCCCGCAAAGGUCUCAGCGAGUCACUCCGCCCCGUACGCGAAGCGUCGUCUAACGUCUCCGCCAACGAUCUCCUCGCCGCACCUUCACCACGCACCAUCAGCUCUUUGCUCACUUCGACUUUGCAGGUUCUCCAGUUCUACGAGAUCAACCCGGCCAUCAUCGUCCAGGCGCUCUCGCAGAUCUUCUUCUGGACGGGCUGCGAGCUCUUCAAUCGGGUCAUAACACGCAAACGCUAUCUGUGUCGCUCACGAGCCAUCCAGAUCCGAAUGAACGUCAGCGCUCUCGAGGACUGGGCGCGUUCCAAUGCGUUGCCACUCAGCAUCGUACAUGCGCAUAUCUCGCCCUUGUCGCAGCUCAUCUCGUGGCUGCAAUGCCAGAGCUCGCUGCAGGAGUUCGACGGAUUGAUCGCGACCAUGCAAGGUCUCAAGGCGCUGACACCGGUGCAGAUGCGCAGGGUUGUGAGGGACUAUCGCUACGGGGUCGGUGAGACGAGAAUGAGCGAAGAGUGCCUGCAGUACCUCGAUCAGCUCAUCAUCGAUUGGAAGAGGAGGCAGGACGAACAGCUGCGGCAGGUGAAAGAGGAGGCGAGGUUGGUGCAAGAACGGAAGAAGAGGAUGAAGAAGCAAACUUCGCAACAUCAGAAGUCUGGGACGGCGAGGCAGGAGGAUUACAGAUCCGAGUCCCGGCUCCUCGGCUUGCAAAAAGAGGAGGAGGAUGGAGACGACGAUGACGACGAUGACGACGAUGAAGUCAUGGCACCGGCAGACGGACUGGAUGGUCAGAUGGGGGAUGCCAGCAUGAACAGCAAUGGCACAGCGAGACUCGCCCACACCGAGGAACCGCUCACGGUGGCAGAAGCAACCGCAUGCUCGGCGCAAGCCAUGAUCGAUGAACUGUUCAUGCCUGGCAAGAGCAUGUCGGAUUAUGUGCCACCAUGGACUGCGGCGGGUCCACCGCUGGGCUUAUAUGACGAGACUGGUGGCGUACCAGGAAGCGCACCGUCGACACCAUCCAAGGGCGAUGGGCUGUUGAACAGCCGAGAGAUGCUUCCCUUUGCGCUGCCUUCUCGACGCAAUGCGUUGAUCGUCACGCCUGGCGAUGCGUUCGGCUUUGGGCGGGGCCACUUUACGGGCACAGGUAUGCCCUCCGUGCGAAGUGUCAACGGCGAUUCGUCUUCCAGCAACGGUGGCUCUGCAGCCAGCUCGCGUCGCUCCUCCAUCGCGUCCUCUUCUUCGCUUCGACACGCCACGUCCAUCGAUGGCGACACGACUCUCGAGCAAGCGCCUCGGCGAGAAGAAGACACAGAUCUGACGUCCGACACCUCCUCCCACACGGACGCGAGCACCACGAGCCGAACGAGCACACUCUUCCCCACCGGCAAAGGCCUCCUCGCGGGUGGCUACUGGUCUCCCGUCCCCCUGCUACCCGACAACCUGCUCGAACGCAUCGAUGCGCUACUCAAAGCCGCCGCCGCCCUCCUACCACGCGAUCGAUCGCGGAACAUCCUCCUCGCCGACCAUCUGUCGGAUGAACACCUCCCCCUCCCCCCUUCCUCCCCACCACGACCGACAGGUCCAGUGAUACCCCCGAGGGAGGAAAGCAUCUUGCAAUCGCCCAAGAAAGAAUCUCUCGCUUUCAUCAGGCCCUCGGAUAGCGACGUGGUGGGGUUGAAGCUCAGCCUGCCCAGCAGAAGGGUGUUUGAUGAAGACGAGGAGGGAGAGGAUAUGAUGACUCCCGGUCCGAAUCGGCAGACCACGCUCAAAGGUUCACCUUUCUAA